Rana temporaria (common frog) is the source of this 2364-nucleotide messenger RNA. Its product is annotated as proton channel OTOP2-like. Gene Ontology annotation, biological process: proton transmembrane transport. The record is from RefSeq and is a predicted model, not a curated record. Lineage: Eukaryota; Metazoa; Chordata; Amphibia; Anura; Ranidae. Bases 513 to 2189 code for a protein of 558 amino acids. Gene Ontology annotation, molecular function: proton channel activity. Gene Ontology annotation, cellular component: membrane. The transcript has 7 exons.
AAGAGGAACCUCAUCUCUGUAAAUGGACCCACGGACAACAAGCAUUACAGAGUGACUCUGUAUAAAUAGGUAUCCUGAUACACACCUUCACAUUAUAAGUCCCAGGUAGAUAAUCAAUACAAAGCAGAGGGUUAUCUCUGGAAUUUCAAAAUCCACAUCAACGAGGAUUUCAUCCACCGAUCAGUAAAGCAAGUUUGGACUGCAAGGUCUUCAAAUUUUUAUAACUGGUAAACCUCAGAAUUUGGAUACCAGAAAGCAGAAAGUAAAUUUCCCAUGAACAAUUAGAAAUAUUGCACAGAUUAACCAGAAGUGGGAUUAAUUUAAACAAGACCUAUACACAAAGGAAAUCCAGAUCCUGAAGAAUCCAGACUUUCAAAUUAUACACAACAACCAGAAAUCACAGCUCAAAAUUAGACUGUGGAAUUGAUCUUAAGAACUGAAAAAGAACAAGAGACUAUAAAACCAUACCGACAUUUAAGGGAAGUCCAAUCAAAGUGUAACAGGUCCUGAAUAUGGGUGACAAUGGGGUCGAUGACAAUUCCACAGUCAAGCCCACAUCUUCAGAACCAGAUGAAAAGUUUGAGAAAAGCAGUAUUGAUCAUAAUAUUCCAACUACUGCAAAUCUCCAACUUUUGCGGAAGAAAGGGAGUCGACUCUUCUCAGGAAUUAUAGGGCUGAACGUGAUGCUCCUUUCCUGUGUUCUUGUUAGUAGCGCUGCCUUCGGUGAUAUAGCAGUGAUUGAGCGGGAGGUGCUCUCUUUGCUUUGUGUCCUUAUGGGUCUUACUGCCUGCUGGAUGAUUGUAUAUCUUACUUGGACAGCGAGGAAGAAGAACUACAGAAACCUGAAGGACUCACAUGCUGGUCCCAUCUGGCUACGAAUGGGUCUGGCUUCCUUUGGAGCGUGCUCUUUCGUUAUGGUUGUGUUAAAGAUUUGUAAAUCUGUCAAUUUGAUAUCCUGUGAAUCUCCAAUCAAAAUUGUUCACCCAGUCUUCCAGGGAGUGUUUCUUGUCAUACAGACAUACUUUCUCUGGGUAUACAGUAAAGACUGUGUUCAGGUCCAGAUGAAUUUCACCAGGUUUGGCCUUAUGCUGACUCUAAUCACCAACCUCUCAAUAUGGAUUGCAGCUGUGACUGAUGAAUUACUUCAUCAGACUCCAAGUGAAGGUGGCCAUAGAUUGGUGAAAGCUGCACCUUCUGGAUGUUCCUGUGACAGCGCUGUUUGUAAAUCUUUUGAGACUGGAUAUUGGUAUCUGUACCCCUUCAAUAUCGAGUACAGCCUGUUUGCUUCAGCCCUGUCCUACGUGAUGUGGAAGAAUGUGGGUCGCACAUUGGAUAACGACUCCCACUCCUCACAUCAUUCUGUACGUCUGCCGAGACUCUUUGUAGGCGUUAUCCUCGGAGUUGGGGUCUUUAUAGCCGGUCUGGUUAUAUUUAUCAUUUAUGAAAUUGAAAUCUCAUCUGAGACCAAGGAGCAAGUUCUGAAAAUGUUUUACAUUUUCCACAUUGUGGCUUUCGCUCUCAUGUCUCUUGCCUGUGUUGCUGGCUCCAUAAUCUUUAGGUUUGAAGAAAGGGAUGCAGACAGCCACAAGAACCCUACACGUAGCCUUGAUGUUGGCCUGCUCAUAAUAGCGGCUCUGGGAAAAUUUAUAAUACAAUAUUUCUCAGUUAUAGCGGUUAUUGCCACAGCUGCCAAAGAACUCAGAGACGUUCUCAACCUGGUGUACUCAAUACUUAUGAUAGUCCAACUCACGGUUCAAAACAUCUUUAUUAUUGAGGGAAUUCACAGACAGGCAGCUCACGAUGAACACGAGGAUCAUGACAACGCAGUGGAACAUAAUGGCAGACCUGAAAUUUACGUCAAUACAGUGGCCACAGAUUCUCAGGACAAUCAUUUAGGAGCUGAACAUGGGCAUGAAGUUGACGCAAACCCACACUCUAGUUCAAGGAGGACCCGCAAGAAUUGGAAUAGGAGGAUUGUAAAGGAGCUCUCGUUGUUCUUGCUGUUUUCCAACAUCAUUUUCUGGAUCAUCCCUGCCUUUGGCGCCCGUCCUAAGUUUGACAAUGACCGGGAGCUGAACUUCUAUGGGAACACAAUGUGGACCUCUAUUGUCAACAUUGGCCUUCCUUUUGGGAUCUUCUACAGAAUGCAUGCUGUCGCCAGCCUUUUUGAAGUAUAUGUUCUAUCGUGAUACCACUGGUAUAUAUUUAUAUCAUUUUCCUAAUGAACCUUAUGUUCGUCGUCCAUCAUUACGGAAAAGGAAACAUCUGCCUGCGAUGACUCCAUUCCUGUGCUAUUUUACAUUUUCAUGACCUCACAUACCUGGAAAAUAAGAAAACUGAAUAAACUGUGCAUGAUUAUCUCUA